This is a messenger RNA of Xyrauchen texanus (razorback sucker), 4100 nucleotides long. Its product is annotated as claspin-like. Gene Ontology annotation, biological process: mitotic DNA replication checkpoint signaling; activation of protein kinase activity; mitotic G2 DNA damage checkpoint signaling. Bases 194 to 4012 code for a protein of 1272 amino acids. The record is from RefSeq and is a predicted model, not a curated record. The transcript is spliced from 25 exons. Gene Ontology annotation, molecular function: anaphase-promoting complex binding. NCBI's taxonomy places the organism in Eukaryota, Metazoa, Chordata, Actinopteri, Cypriniformes, Catostomidae.
UCUGUUCGUUUACAGCUAUAGGGCGGGAGAUGAAUAUAUACGUUUUGGCAUUAUAAACCAGCAUUUACAAGUUGACUUUAUGAGGUUUGAAAUAUACAUAUUGCUUCGUCUACGUUCAUUUGUCUUUGGCGUGGCUGGUUUGUGCGGUUGAUGUGGUUUUGUACCGAAUAAAGCUCAAGACUCGACCUAAAAGAUGAGCUCCCUUCUCUCUGAGCGGGUAACGUAUCUGAACAUGCCGGUAGAUCUCUUGGCUAAUGGAGGAACUGCUGAGAGUGAUUCAGACAGUGGAAUGAGCUCACCAAUGGAGGAGGCGUUGAAAGGCACCAACAUGGUCACUGAAGAUCAGCAAGAUUCGGAUGAUGACAUAGCAGUGAGUCGGAAGGGACGCAGUCGAAAGGCACUGCAGGACAGUGACAGCGAUGGAGAGCAGGAAGAGGUCGGAAUGGCGAAUGCUCUACUCCUGUCGGAGUGUAGCGAUGAGGAGAUAAAGACCAAUGAGACUGAGAACAUCAAAAAGAAGUGGGGGAAGAGAAUAUCCCGCAUCUCAAUGGAUAGUGCUGAGAGUGAGCCAGAGAAAGAUGUUGAAGUCAAGCCAAAAGAAAAGAAAAAGAGGGAGAAGUCACAAAGACGCAAAGAAAAAGAGAAGCGCAAUGUUAACCUUGUGAAGCGGCUGAAAGAAAAAACAAAAGAUGCCCCUCCACUCAAAGCACUUAAUGACAGUGGUUGUCUGCUGGGAGACCCUGAUCUAUUUGAUGCCCAGCUGGAGGAAGAUUCUGAACAACAGUUGGAGGAAGAAGAGGAAGAGUCUUUGGAUACUAUCCGAUCAGCUGUUAAAAAAAAGGCUAAACGCAAACCUCAUCUGUCUGAGUUCAGUGGUGAUGAGGAACAAGAGAAUAAACCACAGCGCAAGGAAAGGAAAGCCGCAAAAGCCAGCAAGGAGGCCCUCAAACAGCUCCACAGUGAGAGUCAGAGACUAGUGCGAGAGUCCAUGGUCAGUCUGCCAUAUCACAUGCCAGAGCCCAAGAGUAUUGACCAGUUCUUCAAGAGAAGACCUCAUCCAGAGGGAUCUGCCAUGGCUUUGCUCAAGUCUGCAAAGUACCAGGCUUGUAUCUUAAAAGCCAGUGCAAAAUUACCUCUAGAUCAAGCCAAAAAAUCCCAACAUAUACCUGAGCAGGACCUAAGCCCUCAGACAGACACAUCUGUGGUGUGCAACAACCAGUCAUCCACCACAUCCCUGCCUCUAGUAGGCACAACCACCAGUACUCCCCAAGAUGCUCCUACUAAUGAAGGAGAAUCAGAAACCUCUAACUCCAAUGAAGCACAUGCAGAACCUGAAAUAAGCACUAAUGAACCCAAUCCUGUAGGUAAAGUGAGAGACUCUCCCACUGAGAAAGAAAUCAAGGAAGUUGAACUUUCAGACCAGGCAAAGCAACAGCUCUUAGCUGAGCAGGCCCAGACUAGUGCCGAGCACUCUGUGCAGGCAGGACCUCCUAUAAUCAAUCCUGAACCACAGGUGACGAAACCUCAUAAAGAUAAGCUGGCUAGGCUAAGAGAGCUUGGUCUAGACCCCCCUCCUGUGGCAAAACUUUGUGCAGUUGAUGGGGCUUUUGUUCAGCUGGAGCCACCUCAUGAAAACCCAGCUUUGAGAGCACUACAGGAACGGUUCAUGAAGCAUAUGCUGCCUGUUGCUCGUGCUAAAGGUGAGCGCACAUUGCAGCUCAGUGUCGUGAGAAAAGACAGUGCCACUUCUGGACAGAUAGAGCUGCACGCUGAAUCUAUCACAUACACCAUCAAUGAGGGAGAGGAGAAGCCUGCAAAUGCCAAACCAGGUGAGAAGCUGGUUCUGUUGAAGUCUCGUUUGCAGCAGGCCAUGGCCAUCCGCAGGAAGGAGGAGAGGGAGCGCAGAGCUGCUCUGUAUCGCCUUGACAAUGAGGAUUGUGAGGAGGAAGAGGAAGCAGAGAUGACUGAGUCAGAGGAUGAAGAGGGUGUUGAGGAGUUGUUGGGGGGUGGUGAUUCUGAGGAGGAAGAAAAAGAGGCUGUAGAGAAGGAUGAAGAUGAAGUUUCACUGAAAACAUGCCCCUCCCCAGGUUUUAAGAGUCCCUCUCCUACUCCAGCAGACACUGAUGGGACACUGAUGCUGUUUGCUGGCAACUCCUGCUCCCGCACUGGAGAUGAUGUGAGAAGAUCAGGACCAGUUGGCCAUGAAACUGACAAUAAAAUAGAAGAGGAUGACACUCUUUCAUUGGCUAAGGACAGCAGUCAUAACAGCAGCUUUGAAUUAAUGGGCUCAAUGAUCCCAUCAUAUCAGCCAGUCAGUAGGGCUGCAGGCAGGGGCCUGUCAGCCAGAGCAUUUCGCUCUCCCUCCCCCUGCUUCUUCAGACCCUGCUUCCUUGGCUCUGCCUCGAAGAGCUCAGGUAAAGUGUCCGAGCCCUCCCUCUCCCUUCCGGUAGAGGACUCUCAAGACCUUUAUGCUCCAUCUUCCCCAAGCGAGUCUGCCCUCCCUCCAGUUGGGGACUCUCAGGGUCGCUUCUCAUUGGAGGAGGACACCCACUCCCAACUCCUGGAUGCUGAUGGCUUCCUAAAUGUUGGCCCUCACGGCGCACCCAGCCAUUCCCACAAGCGGCAGCUAAUUCUAGACAGCCUUGAUGAAAACGCCAUGGACGCUAACAUGGGUGAACUCCUAGGACUCUGCUAUGGGUCAGGGCAGUGCCAACCUGGGGCAGAGGAUGAGCUGCUGGGGCUGUGCUCUGGAGCAUUUUCUACACAACCUGGAAAACCAGAAUUCAGGCCCAUGGAGAAGAACAAGACCUUUGAGCCAGAAGAGCAAAAAGGGGAGAGUCAUGGCAGCUCAGAUGCAGACAUGGACCAGCUGUUGGCUUUCUGCUCUGGCAAGUUCACAGGCAGCCCAUCUGCUUCAUCACUGCAAUCAAUCUCCAGUGCUACCUUUGAAAAGCCAUCUGAAACAAGCAGGAAAAAAGACAUAACUGAGGAGGGUGACUGUGAGUUCCGGCUCCUGUCAGAUGUAGACAGCCUCAGCGAAAAGGAGGAAAAUGAGGAUGAAUCAGACACUGAAGAAGAGGAGAAUGAAGAGGAGAGAGAGGCAGUUUUUGGGCCACGUCCUGGCAAAAAGAAAAUACGCCUGGCAGAGUUUGUGGAAUCAGAGGCAGAGCUUUCUGGCAGUGAUUUGGGCAGUGAGGAUGAGGAUGAUGAUGAUGGUGGUGAUGAGUAUGAGGAGGAAGACCUACAGGAAGAGCUGCCAUCAGAUGAGGAACUGAUGGACCAAGUCAACAAAAUUCACAUGAAACAGGUCUUGGAUGAUGAUAAAAGAAGACUGCGACUGUAUCAGGAGCGUUACCUUGCUGAUGGAGACCUGCAUUCUGAUGGACCCGGACGAGCUCGCCGCUUCCGCUGGAAAAACAUUGAUGAUAACUUUGAGAUUGGUGGAAUGGGACCUGAUGGAGAUGAGGAAGUGGAGGAUGAAGAAGUGGAUCAAAUAGAGUUACAAAGACGUAAAGAGCGGCUAGAGAGGGAGCAGUGGAUAAGAGAGCAGACUGAAGCUAAGGCCAAAAAGGAGGAUGCAGAAGAUGAAGAAAAGCUUGGCGAGGAGGACAGUCAAUUUAUGAAGCUGGCCAAGAAGCUAAUUGCCAAGACCCUUCAAACGAAAGAUACUGUAGUUGUUCCUAUACAAGAGAAGGCAACUCUCAAUUCCAACCAGUUCAGAAAGCCUACUGUGGUCAAAAGAGGCUCGUUACUCAGUCAGCCUCGAGCAAUGUUGCAGAAGUUGGCCAACAUUUCUGACAGAAACCCUUUGGCCCCUCGUAACUCACGAGGUUUCCUCUUCCAAACCUUGUCACCAGAAAAAGAGACGCCUGCAUCAGAGGGACCCAAAAAACAGAUCAAGAAACGAGGACAGAUGGACUCCAUGGUUCCUGCUGCCAAGCGACCAUGUCUAGGAAACUCCCUCAAAGCCCCAGGACCACCACGAAGUAUAUUCAGCUAUCUGGAGAACUGAAGUUGCUUCUGACAUCCCCAGUAUUAUGGACGUUUUAUUCAUAAUUAUUGGUCUCCCCAGCCAUUUCAAAUCCCAUAAUGACUUUGUG